This is a messenger RNA of Tigriopus californicus, 1746 nucleotides long. RefSeq names its product testis-expressed protein 9-like. The transcript has 5 exons. Bases 712 to 1617 code for a protein of 301 amino acids. NCBI's taxonomy places the organism in Eukaryota, Metazoa, Arthropoda, Copepoda, Harpacticoida, Harpacticidae. The record is from RefSeq and is a predicted model, not a curated record.
AGGUUGAGAAAAUUUAAAUAACUGGUAAAUCCAGAAAAAAUGCCAACAUCAGCUAAAACAGGGCUAAAAACAAAAAAAAGAAGGGCUGAAAGAGCUAAGUCGAAAUUAUUCAGAGCAAGACUUCUACAAAUUGAGGAAUAAAAGCUCAUCCACCUCUUUGGAACUAGAUUUGGUCACACUGGCAAGGGGUGAGUCCAGACCAGAAGCUACGUACAAUGUCUUUUAGCGUUGACUCGAGUCCAGACUUGUCACGAUAUUUUUUCGUGUUUUUAAUGGGAUUUCUUUAGAAUACGGGCUUUACUCCAUUGAGAAUUGACCAUAACAGAAAUCAGCCUUUGAAGGCUAUAAUAUUAAUAUUGCGGCGUGGAACAUGUUGAAAAGAAAAAGUUGAAGUGUAAGAUUGUUUGAAUCAAAUAUCGUGAAGACCCACCUUCUUAAUUUGAAAACGACCUAAGAUGGCUAAAUAUUUCGAAAUAAUGUUUCUGUGUAUGAGAGAAAAACAAAAUUAGAAGUCUGCAUUUGAGUAUGGACUUAAUCCAAAAUUAGAACCACCGAGUGUACCUGAGAAGAAUUUUAACACUGGCUGUCAAAAAUAAAGUGAUGGACGAAAUGCAAGAUAUAAAUAACACCAAUCGAAAUGUGGAGUUUUCGUACAUGUUUGUAUAAAAUGAUAGACAAAGAAAGUAACUACCGAAUUAUUUGCCACGAAGCAUGUCAGAAAUAGAUAAAGGAAAUACUGCUGUGAGCCCUCGGGCCCAGAACUUACUUGUUGGAUCGAUAUCGAGAUUCCUCUUAUGCCUUUGUUGUUUCAACGAACGAUUCCUCCACACCGGCGAAAUGAGUUCGGAUUGGGAGACCCAAGAAUUGAAGUUAAGGCGGAAAAACGCGGAUCUAGAUCGACAACGAGCUUCGGUCAUCUCUGAUAGAGGAACUACGUCAGAUUAUCCCUCGAUAAGCGACAUAACUCGCUCAAAGAUUCCCAUCAAAGUUGAACUUCGAGCUAAAAAACCGCAGGGACCCCAUGCACAUACCGAGGGCCCCGAUAGCCAAAACCUUUAUGCUCAAUGUAUGGUUCAAUUGAAGACUCGAAACGAGGAAAACGCCAAAUUAAGGAAAGAAUUGGACGAUUGUCGCAAAGAGCUUCGCAAUUUGAGCUCAAAUCAAGUAGAAACACACAAAACGGCUCAAGUUUUGCAAGAUCAGGCCCUCAAACUAGCUUCAAAUGAGAUCAUAGAGCUUAAGCGUGAAAAUCAAGUUCUCCAAAAAGAUCUCCAAGUUGCAAAGGAUGCAGACUUGAAGUCGAAGAGUCACAUAGAGAAAAUAUCGUUAGAGGUCAGACGAUUAUCAGCUGUGAACCAAGAUUUGGAAUAUCAACUCAAGGACUGUCAAGUUUCAUCAAAGAAAGAACAAAAGGCAUCGCUUCACCAAAUGAGUGAGAAAGAUAAGCAAAUCAAAACUUUGUUCAAAGCAAUUCAAAAACAGUCCGAGCUGAUUCAUGUCUUGAAGCAACAACGACUUCAUUUGGAGGCCUUGAAGGUUUUAGAAUUCAGUGAGGAAGAAUUUCUUGAGACGUUGGAUUGGCCAAAGGUGGAUGCGAAACGAGAAAACUCACCAUAAAGUUCACUUUGGAGAUUCAAGAAAAUCACGGAUCCUUGGAAAAUAUUACAAACCCAUUUUUGUAUUCAGAUAGCAAUCAAAUUAAAACCGAACCCUCCUUUGCCUCUCAUAUAAGGAAACAUCAUCAAA